AUGUGUGUGCCUGACCGCCCCUCGCUGCCUGGGGAUGAUCCUCGAGCGCUGUGCCUUUAUUCUGGUCCUGGCGAUGAUCCAAACCUCGAUUCUACAUCUACAUGCUCUGAAGCCGAUCGUGCCAGCCCCAGCCCUGCCAUGCCUUCCACGGCAUCCCACUGGGGGUCACUCAUCAACCCGGACAAGAGCCCAGCGCCGCUUUUGGAGCAGCUCUGUCUCGGGAUUGCGGCGCAGCUGAUGCCGUCGUUUGACUCCAAUCCGACGACAGAUCUCACCCCGGACCGGCUCGCGGCCUUCUACAAGAAAGUCGGCGGGAACUAUGACCCACUUUUUCUAGACACGAAAUGCCAGUCGCUCUCGUUCAUCUACCAAUCGCUCGGAUGUUUUCACAGUCUACAGCCGUCGAAGAACCCCUACGAGCCUCCUUCGAUCCCCUCGCUGUGUCCGAAUGGGUUUGUACGAUGGCAGACCAUUCAGUUGUUGAUGGACCCGGACGAGCACUGGCGCUACCUCCAGAAUGCCGUCAGUCAGUGGGAUAUCGUUGAUGCAAAGGGCGAUAUUUUCCCCAAAGAUAUUCCCCGCGAUGCCUUUCCCUCUGAGCCAGAUCCGGAGAUGUUGCAGUGGCAUGAAGGAGUGAGUCGGCGGCUUGAACAUGACUACGUCAAGAGGAAUGUACAGCGCUCGUCUCCACCCAGUGCCGGCAGUUACCACUAUCACUUCAGUGGAAAAGAUCCGCUGCCUGACGAGGAAGACUAUUUCUCGAAUCCCUCGCGUCAUGCUGGAUCAAGGCGCCAUGAAAACUAUGAUUCAGAUCGGCCGAGUCGACAUCGCAGUCAUCGCCGCCGCCCGAGCACAGAAAAUCACAUGUCCAGUAGACGAAGACCCGAGUCGGCAUACUUCGCACGACCAGAUGGUGGCCGAUCAGGAGUGACAUCUCCGCGAACACAGUCCCCGCGACCCGAUCUGCCACCCCGCUCGAGAGGUCGAGAUCGGGCAGGUGGGUUCAGCCGCCCGCUGAACCCAGACUUGGAAGAUAUGCCAGACUUGGAGGCAUCCGACCACUCGCCUCGGGAUGGUCACCAUGAAUCGAAAUCGAAAUAUCGGACACGCGCCCACAACCUGUCACCACCACCCAACUCUCGUGCGCGUCGUCAUUCUCACGACGCAUACACUCGCAAACCAGCACGAGAUCUGUCCCCAGCAGCUCCCAGAAGAGCUCACGUUAGUAACAGCCACGAGCCUCGAUCGUCCAAGGCAACCAAUUCCCGACGUGAAGGGGAGGGUCGCUCUCGGUCUCGACAUGAUGACGUUCAAUUCCGUGAGUUCAUCUUCGAUGGCCCAGUUCCUGCACCAGCCCCCGACCCUCCGCAGUACACAUCUGUUCCGCCGCCUCGUUCAGCGCACCGGCAUUGGCUUCAUAUGGACCGCUAUGCCGGCGACGAUAUCCGUAGGGGCAGCUUCAGCGGGGGAAGUCCAGCUGGCAGCCGCCCAGAAAGUGAAAACAGCUCUGAACGACCUCGUUCCUUUAGCAGUGCAGGUCUCCACCCACGAGGUGCACGGUGGACAAGCCCCGUAAGGGGCCCUGUUCCGAAACGAUACAUUCCUACCACGCUAAACGAGGAUAUAUAUGACAUGCCCUCGCCAGCGCGGCGAGCACCUUUAUAUGACUAA
Molecule: messenger RNA, 1671 nt
Organism: Penicillium macrosclerotiorum
Lineage: Eukaryota; Fungi; Ascomycota; Eurotiomycetes; Eurotiales; Aspergillaceae
Exons: 2
Coding region: 1-1671 (556 amino acids)
Source: RefSeq, a predicted model, not a curated record